AUGAGAAGAACACCCAGCAGCGACAGAAAGAGACAUUCUAUGUUUUUGACGUCUGCAAGCUUGGAUCUAGCCGCGAUGUACUCGAGCAAGAACAACCGAUCGGCAGACACAUUGGUCGCAGAAAGAAAAACUGAAAAGCCCGUGCCGACCCGCAAAUCCACUGUGUCGAGAGGCAAGAGCAUGCUGCGCAGAAGCGCAGUGCUGCUGGACGACAACAUGGUCCGGGAAUACAAUUUGGCGGUGCGAGCACUCGAUACGGGUGCGCCAGUACGCGGGCCUACGAGACCGCAGACAAGAGCGUCGCAGACGCCGGUGAUCAAAGAACACGAGCCACCGUCGUGCAGGGGACACAAGAGCAGCGUCUCGACGUCGUCCAGCCUGUCGUCUAGCAUGUCGUCGCUUUUUUCGCGGGACAGCAGUUUCUCGAUCCACGAUCUCAUGUACCAGGACUUCCUGGAAAACCAGUCGAGCGAAAAACCACAACGCGGUGCGAACGUGUACGUGGUGGACGUCCAGGCGAUUGCGCAGGCGCAAGACGUGGACAUCUGGAGCGAACCUGCCGCUUUGGUGGACGCUCGCACGCGACUCGAAUUCUGA
Lachancea mirantina is the source of this 597-nucleotide messenger RNA. Lineage: Eukaryota; Fungi; Ascomycota; Saccharomycetes; Saccharomycetales; Saccharomycetaceae. The record is from the annotation of a GenBank genome assembly.